UGUUCGAACUGUGGUGUUACUGCCACCCCUCUUUGGAGACGUGCUCCAACCGGAGAAAUCAUCUGCAAUGCUUGUGGUCUUUAUCUCAAGGCCCGCAAUGCUACAAGACCAACUUGGCUUAAACGCAAUACGUUUGCCAGAAAGAAUACGCCUAAUGGUGACCGCCCUCAAAUGGUCUGCGCUAACUGCAGCACCACCACCACUCCUCUUUGGAGACGUGAUGAAGAAGGCAACACUAUUUGCAAUGCAUGUGGUUUAUAUUACAAACUUCAUAAUGUUCAACGUCCUGUCACCAUGAAGCGUUCCGUUAUCAAACGUCGCAAGCGUGUUCAUGCU
Molecule: messenger RNA, 336 nt
Organism: Umbelopsis ramanniana AG
Lineage: Eukaryota; Fungi; Mucoromycota; Umbelopsidomycetes; Umbelopsidales; Umbelopsidaceae
Exons: 2
Biological process (GO): negative regulation of transcription by RNA polymerase II; positive regulation of transcription by RNA polymerase II
Molecular function (GO): DNA-binding transcription factor activity, RNA polymerase II-specific; zinc ion binding; RNA polymerase II cis-regulatory region sequence-specific DNA binding
Source: RefSeq, a predicted model, not a curated record